GAUGGUGAAACCGAAACGGAGUCCCUCACAUGCACUUGAUCACGCUACAUUGUAAUGCUAUAGUUCUUGGAAUGUUGCUCUAAAGUAGCCUAGGUUAUGUGAACAUGUAUCUGUUGUAGGCUACUGUAUCGAGCGGUAGGCUACCAAGUUAUUAACUUGGUUGUCAAAAAUGAAGUUGGUUAUGUCAGAAUAUGCUUCGACCUAAGUGAUGUUUUGCACAGGAUUCGCAUAGUGCCAUAACUAUUAUCAUUACACGUUACAAUGCGGAGCUGUCCUAAGUCUCUGUUCAAAAAGCUCUGUCCUUGCGGCUAAAUCAUUUUAAAAAGUAGCCUAGGCUACGGCGUUGGCUGAAUAGCAGAGAUGAGGAGGGCAUCUACCUUCCUUUCCAGAAUUGCAAGAAACCCCACCAUCACAAGAUGUAGGCCCAUCAACGGCGGUCCAGACAGUGGCGAGACCAUCUUUGCCUUGUCUUCGGGACAGGGCAAAUGUGGAGUGGCAGUGAUCCGGGUCAGUGGACCAGGCUCAUCCCUAGCACUCCGCAGUCUGACAGGUCCGAGGCAGAGUUUUCCAACCCCACGCAAAGCCCUGCUGCGGCACAUCAUACAUCCUCACUCUAAGGAGAUACUCGACCGUGGGCUGGUCUUGUGGUUCCCUGGUCCUUAUAGCUUUACAGGGGAAGACAGUGCAGAGUUCCACAUACAUGGGGGCCCGGCUGUGAUCAGCGGAGUCCUGGGGGCACUAGGGAGUCUGCCCAGUCUGCGCCCAGCGGAGGCAGGAGAAUUCACGAGGCGGGCCUUCCAUGCGGGCAAGCUGGACCUGACGGAGGUGGAGGGGCUAGGGGACCUGAUCCACGCCGAGACCGAGGCCCAGAGGAGGCAGGCCCUGAGGCAGAUGGCCGGAGACCUGGGGCGCCUGUACCACGACUGGAGCCAUCGCCUCACCCGGUGUUUGGCCCAUGUGGAAGCAUUCAUUGACUUCAGUGAGGAUGAGCUCAUUGAGGAUGGGGUCUUAAAUCAAGUGGACGAGUCCUUGUCUCAGCUGUUACGGGAGAUUGAGGAGCACCUGAGCGACGAGCGCAAAGGAGAACGCCUACGCAGUGGCGUGCAGGUGGUGAUCGCUGGGGCAACCAACGCAGGCAAGAGCAGCCUGCUCAACCUGCUGUGCCAGCGCCCUGCAGCCAUCGUGUCUCCGGUGGCCGGGACCACACGAGACGUUGUGGAGACGUGCGUGGACAUUGGCGGCUUUCCUGUCCUGCUCAGUGACACGGCGGGCUUAAGACACACUCUGGACAGUGUGGAGAAAGAGGGGGUGCGGCGGGCCAGGGAGAGGGUGCAGCAGGCCGACCUGGCGCUGGUGGUGGUGGACUCCUCGCUGCUGCCCCAGGAGCCCCGGAACAUGGCGGCCCACCUCAGCCAGCAGCUUGCCGAGGUUCUGUCUGGCCAGCAGGCCUCCCAGGCCUCCUGCCUCCUGGUGCUCAACAAGAGUGACCUCCUGUCGGAGGAGGAGCGCCGGAGCGUCCAGAGCGCCCUGAGGGAGAGCAGUGACCUGCCCCCCGCCUGCCUCCUGUCCUGCCACACCAACGGUGGGGUGAACGGGUUUUUGUCCGCCCUAAAGAACGCUGUGCAGAUUUUGUGCGGGGAUCCCCUGACCGGCGGGCCCAGCCUGACCCAGGCCCGACACCGUGCCCACCUCAUGGAAUGCGUGCGCUCCCUGGCCCAGUACCGCCAGUACCGGGACGUGGACCUGGCCCUGGCGGCCGAGGGCGUCCGCUUGGCCCUCACCGGCCUGGGCCGCAUCACUGGCAGGGUGGGGGCCGAGGAAAUUCUGGACAUCAUAUUCAGGGACUUCUGCAUCGGGAAGUGACCCAGUUGUUACAGCAGAGUUGAAAUAGUGGCUGUGUCUGUGUGUGUGUGUGUGUGUGUGUGUGUGUGUGUGUGUGUGUGUGUGUGUCUGUGUGUGUGUCUGUGUCUGUGUGUGUCUUUGUGUGUGUGUGGUAUGCACAUGUGUGUAUACUUCAUUUUUGUGAUGUUCAGUUUCGUUAUUAUUCGAGAUAAACCGGAAAUAAAAAAUACGAGAAACCAA
Sardina pilchardus (European sardine) is the source of this 2082-nucleotide messenger RNA. RefSeq names its product GTP binding protein 3, mitochondrial (gene gtpbp3). The transcript has 9 exons. Gene Ontology annotation, biological process: tRNA methylation; tRNA wobble uridine modification. Gene Ontology annotation, cellular component: mitochondrion; cytoplasm. NCBI's taxonomy places the organism in Eukaryota, Metazoa, Chordata, Actinopteri, Clupeiformes, Clupeidae. Bases 361 to 1863 code for a protein of 500 amino acids. The record is from RefSeq and is a predicted model, not a curated record. Gene Ontology annotation, molecular function: protein binding; GTP binding; GTPase activity.